AUGGAUAAAAGAAAACAAUCAGAUUAUGAUAAUGGUAAAUCAAAACCAACAAAUGGAUCAAAAACAACCAAAUUUAAUUUAAUUAAAAUCAUUAUUAGAAAUUUAUUAAUUGGUAUUUUAUUAAUGUUGGUAUUAAAUACAAUUAGAUUUACAUCAAAACAACCAAAAGUUGAAAUAUUAUCACCAGAUCAUAUAGAUUCAUUUACAACAUUAUCUGAUAUAGAAUUAGCUCAAAGAUUAGCAAAAGCAACAACAUUUAAAACAAUUUCAUUUGGAGAAUCAGAUGAAUUCGAUCAAUAUGAACCAGAAUUUUUAAAAUUUCAUGAAUUUUUAAAAAUAACAUUUCCAAAAGUUCAUAAAUAUUUAAAAUUAAAUAUUAUUGCAAAUUAUAGUUUAGUUUAUAAUUGGAAAGGAUUAGAUGAAAGUUUAAAACCAAUCCUAUUAGCAGGUCAUAUUGAUGUUGUACCAACAUUAUUUUUAGAUAAAUGGACACAUCCACCAUUUUCAGGUCAUAUCGAUGAUACCUAUAUUUGGGGUAGAGGUACAAUGGAUGAUAAAGGAUCAGUCAUGGCAAUACUAGAGAGUGUUGAAGAUUUAUUAAGUCAAGGAUUUAAACCACAACGUUCAAUCUAUUUUGCAUUUGGACAUGAUGAAGAAUUGGGUGGUAAUAAUGGUGCAUUCAAUAUUAACAAAUAUUUCGAUACAAAUGAAAUUGGACCAUUUGAAUUCAUUUUAGAUGAAGGUUUACCAAUUCUUUUACCACCAGUAUUCCCAGGUUUAUCAAAACCAAUCGCAUCAGUUGGUAUCACUGAAAAGGGUGCAAUCGAUAUCAAAUUAUCAGUUACAAUCGUUGGUGGUCAUUCAUCUAUGCCACGUCGUGAGAGUGCAAUUGGGGUUUUGGCACAAGCAGUCUCAAAACUUGAAAAUAAUCCACCAUCACCAAAACUACGUGAAACUAGAUUACUAUUUGAUUUCGUUGGUAGAGAAUGUUCAUUACCUUAUCGUUUCCUUUUCUCAAAUCUUUGGUUAUUCGAACCAAUCAUCUCUAGAGUAUUAUCAACUAAACCAACUUUGGAUGCACUUCAAAGAACAACUACAGCUUUAACAAUUUUCAAUGCUGGUAAUAAAGCAAAUGUAAUACCAAUGGAAGCAAAUGCAACUAUAAAUUUUAGAGUUGUACCUGGUGAUUCAACAAAUGAUAUCAUUGAUCAUGUCAAUCGUGUUAUCAAUGAUGAUCGUGUUAAAAUUUCAAAGAUUUCAAAUAUUAUUGAACCUGCACCUGUAUCUUCAACAACUUCAAAAUCUUUCAAUUUACUUCAAUCAACUAUUCUUCAAGAAUUUCCUGAUGUUGUUGUAGCUCCAACAAUUAUGAUUGCAAAUACUGAUACUCGUCAUUAUUGGAAUUUAACAGAAAAUAUAUUUAGAUUUUGUCCAAUGGUACUCGAAAAUAGUGAUCUUCAACGUUUACAUGGUAUCGAUGAAAGAUUAACAAUUAAAAAUUAUAAACAAUUGGUUGAUUUUUAUUAUCAUUUAAUUAAAAAUACUGAAAAAUAUUUAUAA
Messenger RNA from Dictyostelium discoideum AX4, 1560 nucleotides. Its product is annotated as peptidase M20 family protein. The coding region runs from base 1 to 1560 and encodes 519 amino acids. Gene Ontology annotation, molecular function: hydrolase activity. Gene Ontology annotation, cellular component: membrane. The transcript is spliced from 2 exons. The record is from RefSeq and is a predicted model, not a curated record. Lineage: Eukaryota; Evosea; Eumycetozoa; Dictyosteliales; Dictyosteliaceae.